GCAACCUAACUAGAACUUUUGAAUCAAAUCUGAAUGGGAACAAGUUCGCUCGUUUACGACUUAUAAGACACAACGCCGGACGCUGUGAGACUCCCGCUACCGUCUCUCCCCCUAACGUUCUCCGCGAUACACACGCCGUGUCUCUUUUGACCACCACAUCUAUCUCAAACAGUGCUAGAGUUGACACGGUCGUCCAGGAGAUUCCCAACGUACGCUUGAUCUGAUCACAGCCGCCCGUUUUGCUUUGGUCAGAACGUUCACCCGCAUCUUUCCCUCCCAAGCCCAUCUCUUUCCCUUCGUUCGUUAUAUCUUUGGCCUCCCCGCUUCGCCUAGCGAACGGUACGAGAUCUUCAUUCGUUCCCCCACUUCUGGAGUACAACGCUUCUCUAUAAUUCUUUUCGCUGCUAGACAGUCAUUUUCUUCUUUCCUGGAUCUUGUUUCCUUAAGACCGAAUCAUGGCCACCAUGCCGAAAUCAUCCCUCUUCGAGGGUCCUCGCUUUGGCCAGCCUCUGACACCGCCGGAUACCGACGUUGACUACUCUAAUCAUCUCCAUGCUUCAGGUCAGACUUCGAUGGGACUCGGUAUUGACGUGGACCCUCCACCCUCGCACAUAUCGCCCUCUGCGACAGAGGUUCCUCUUAACCAUCAACCUCGAAAGCCUUCGGUUGCAUACAUUAAUUCUGGUCUUCGCGAAUCUCGUGAGCGGACUAUUCAUCGUGGGCUAAAAUGGCUCGUCGUCGUCGUGCCUCCACCGUCGUUUGCCCAAGAGCACGGUCAUCUCGGUCAUACGUUGUCUACAGGUCCUACACAUAGACUAUCACAGGGCAUAUUAAUGCCACUAUUUCCUACGAUGAGCAGUCAGCUUACGGCUAUUGCACGGGAGUUUAGUUUCCCAAGCACCGCUGGUCUUUGUCUCUAUCUGCAUACGGUACAGGCGGGAUUGUCCGUGACGCCUCGAGUCUCCGAUGAAUCAUGGUCCUUACUGUGGUCACAUCUCUUUGACCCCCGAAGCCCUGCUCCUGCACCAUCUCAGAUACCUAUUGGCGGUCGACUUGAGUUCGACAUUGACUUACGCAAGGCGCGCUGGUAUGACUCCUGGCUGUCGAUCCCGCGUCGUGAGAUGCUUGAUGUUCCCGUAUCUGUCUCGCCAUCACGUCCACAGACACUAUCACACUUUCGAGGUGACAGCAGAACAACUUUUGCAGAUGACCAAGGCGAUGACCAACUUGAAACGAUAUCAUUGAUGCAGCAGGCGAAGUCUAGGGUGAACAGACACGUUCCUAGGAAGCUUUCCCUGCUUGACCGUUUCGACGUUGCUUCGUUGAGGUCAGGAUCAAAGCUGAAUCCUCGGCACCAUUCCCCACCCAGUCCUACAGCACGUUCAGCCAAUCUCCAAGCGUUAUCUCCAAUUGUCCAGGAGGAUUCGCCUCUCAACAACAGGAGCCAGUUAGACCAAUUGGUCACGUCAUGGCGUGCGGCUUCUAGGACUGCACCCAGUCCGUUGGCUGCCACAGGUCAAACCAGCCUUGAUCCCGCGAACUUGCCUAAUACCUUCCCAUUAGACGAGACUUCACCUCCUGACAGUGAGCCUAGCUCGGAGAUUAACCUCGCUGACUAUACUUGGUCUAUCUCUUCCGUCGGUCCUCCAGAGUACGAUGAUGACCUGGAGUCAAUCGCCUCCUGGGAUCGAGUACCUUCUGUUCAUCUGGACCGUCGUAUGGAAGGUUCAGUCUUGCUGACGCCUACAACGGUUACAUCACUAGCUUUAUGGGAUGUUGACUGGGACUACUCUCCAGUUUCCAACGUUGACAGACUUCCUUCCCCCGAUAUCGCCGGACGCAUGAUUGAAGAUUGUCCUCCUACGCCUUCAACGUGUACAUCAUUGGCUUUAUGGGAUGUUGACUGGGAGUAUUCCCCAGUUUCCAACAUUGAAAGGCUCCCAUCUCCAGACAUAGCUGGAAGGUUGAUCGAGGACUGCCCUCCUACACCGUCGACGUGUACCUCUUGGGGACCACCGGAGUCAUAUCCGCCUAGUCCCAUGACUCCUUACUACGUUCGUUCACCGGAUGCCGGCGAACGUAUGUUCGACAUCGACGAUGAUUUCCCUCAAAUGGCUAACGGCGGACCAUGGCAUUUCGUUUGGCCUUACCAUGCUUCAGAUAGUGAUGAUCAGGAUGCCCUUUCGAAUGAUAUGUCGGUGUAUGAGACGGAAGAAACAACGCCCUGGGCUCAAGUGUGGCCGUACAAUGCUGAUCGAGCCAGCCAGAGUGCGCCGUGUCAUGUAUACACCGUUGAAUAUCCUCACUUCAACCUGUAUCCCGCCGUUCGUCCACAAGAACAUAUUGUGGAUGCAGUGACUGUACACUUGAAUCACGGAUAUCCUUCCGUUAUCAUCUAUCCCGCAGUGUACCCUCAUUUCGACAUCUACGGACCCGCGGUGCAGGUCACUCCCAAAGAGGAGUCUCAUUCUGCGGCUCCUGUUAUCCCUAUCGGACUCUCGUCUCAGUAUCCCGCUUUCGACAUCUAUCCGGCCAUCUACCCUUGGAACCUUGGAUCAAUUUACCCUUCGAUCAAAGCUAGUGAUGCAGAGUCGUCACUCUCAGUUACCCUUCUCGCAACAUACCCUUCGCUUUCAAUCUAUUCUCCUGUCUACCCAUUUAACUUGGAUGAAAUCUAUCCCGCUCGGUCGAUACACAGGCUUCGCUCACAGUCGGAAACUAAAUCAACUGAGAAAACAUCGACAGUACCAGUACACUUGUCAUCUCAGUAUCCUAUAAUUCAGCCCUAUCCCCCUGUAUAUCCUCAUAAUCUCGAUACCGUCUAUCCUGCGGUAUCUGCUAACGGUGCUUCACGCAAUUCACGGAACGUUCAAAUUGGUUUACCGGUGCUAAUUGCGGUGCUAUAUCCGGCCUUCGACAUCUAUCCCGCUGUGUACCCAUGGAGUCUCGAGACAAUCUAUCCUUCUACUACGGUUCCUCUUUCCAGCCAGAGUACUAAAGACUUGAAAGGCGUUCCAAUAAGGUUGACUGCACAGUACCCAUUGUUCGACAUCUACCCUGCUGUUUACCCAGCCAGCUUGCAAAGUGUCUAUCCCACGUCUGGCAAGCAAGCCACCCAUGAUGGUCUCUCGAUUUCGUUGCCAUCUUCUUAUCCAGUUUUGACGAUCUACCCUAACGUGUAUCCAUACAACCUGGAGAUGAUCUAUCCCGGUCUGAAAGAAGUCGAGCCUCCCAAGUCUCUUGCUCGUCUUUCCAUACCAAAGCGACCUACCAUCUCUGUUGCAGUCGCCGGUCUCUCUUCCCCAUAUGCAAGAAAAGAUCGCAGCCGCGAUCAAUCGUCGCAGUCUCGGUCCUCAUCGGCAUUGUCUUCUCGUUUAUCAGCACUCCCUCCUGUUCCGCCUUUGCCUGCGAAUGUACAGCGAUUAAGACCAAUCUCUCCUAUGUCAGGUUUGCCACUAGGACGGUGGCCGAGGUUGCGCCAAUCCAUGCACUUAGAGAUUGUGUACCCUGCAAUUCAGCCUUACCCACCUGUGUAUCCUUAUUUCUCCAUUUAUCCGGAGGCGGCAGGUUCCCCCGAUUCGAGUCAAGAAAGAAACAUUUCUGUGUCUCUCGCAGGCUUUUAUCCUACUUUCGUUCUCUAUCCACCUGUCUAUCCACAUCUAGAGAUAUAUCCAUCUAUGGUUGAGGCUCAAGUACCGGGAAAUGCUAAUCACCGUGAACGAUUUGGGGCACAGUCUGCGGGUAUUCGGAAGCCAAGAAAUACACAUCUCGAUCACCAUAUCCAGGCGUUUGGGAAGCCCGAGCUUGUCGCUCAAACUGAUGACAUAGUCGUGGCACCGGCCAAGAGCGUUCGCAGACCUAGAUAUACUCACCUAGAUCUCCACGUGCAGGUGUUCGGAAAGCAGAAUUCCCCAUCUCGACGAGAGUUACCUUCACCGCCGCAGGCCACAACAGUACCUCGCAGCGUUGCGUCGCCUCCAGCUCCACCCCCACUUCGCUCUCGCCCACGUUCGGGGACCGUUAGCAACAGACCCUCGUUGCCGAGUCCACCUAUGAAUGGUUCUCCCUCCAGACCGGUCAGGCAACUUCCUAUCGCACCAACAGAAAGUUCACCCACUCCAAGUCCUCCUGCUUUGCGAACUUACGGACUUCCAUCUACACCUUCGCAGAACCUGAGACGGACCCCAAGUAUCAACCGGUCAAACGCUUCAUUCUCGCCAUUCCCUAGCGUACCAGAACCUGAAGCAAUGUCUAGUACGAAGCUCAACUCCGCUUCGCCUGUCCGUUCGGUGACCACUUCUCCUUUGCCUGUGACCCCAGAGUCCGCUGAGGCACCCCAGUCAUUCCGACACUCCAUAUAUGGUCCCACUGUUAGACCGGUGCCUCAGCCGGGCUCGAAUAUGAUGUCUUCUCCGUCUCUUGUUCGCACAAAGACUCUACCACCAAGGCAAUUACCGCGUCGCCAAGGAAGCAUUCAAAUGAGAGCCCAGACCUAUGAAGCGGGUGCAAGUGGGUUUGAACGUUUGGAAACGCCUGAUGAGCCACCCAUGCGGCUGACGAUGUCGUCUCUCGCUCAGUUCCCAACCCCACCUCGACCAUCACAACCAGUGAGGCCAGGGCCCAAAUUUGACCGUGUCAUUUGAGUUUCUCUUCGCUUACCUUCAUAGCUCUGCAAUCCAUCUGCUUUUAUUUAUGUUGUCGUAUCAUAGCUACCGCAUUUCAUGUUCUGAGUAAACAUUGUGUGACAUGAUUGGGAAUACAUUGAAUCUUGCAGAGUGUAAGCAUAAAAUGACCUCUAAAAAUACAGAAUAUGGUCGUAAAUCAAUCCUCGAGGUCGCUCAAUGAUUCGUAGAACCCGGCAUUCUUGCUGUCGCAGGUGGAGACGGAGAAGUUGGUACAGAUGUCCGCCUAGCAGCGCGUGCGCUCAGGAUCUCCUGUUCCCGGCGAUCAUGCCACGCUUUCGACUUGCGAUCGUCAAUGAAUGCUUGUUUCACCUAGAUAAUGUCACUCAUCAAACUCUGGGAUACUAAUGCACUAUAAAUGAUUGUACAGUACC
Messenger RNA from Somion occarium, 5056 nucleotides. NCBI's taxonomy places the organism in Eukaryota, Fungi, Basidiomycota, Agaricomycetes, Polyporales, Cerrenaceae. The record is from the annotation of a GenBank genome assembly.